AUGGCUGUUAAUGUUGAUCACAAGAAGAAAAGAUCAUUUCAUUUUAACCACAUUCUUCAUGAUAAAGGAAAUAAUAUGAGCGCAUCGACAAAAAGACAUUUCGAAUCUAUCAAACGAAAACUGUUUGCAUUUGCUGAUAAUCAAAGUCGAAUGGAAUUUGAUGGUAGGAAUACGCCUCCUCCUCCUCCGUCUCCUCAUCCGUCUCGUGUUUCUUCACAUCAGCAUCCUCAAUCACUUUGUGUUGAACAGAACAGAACACCAAAACAACGAUCACAUCAUCAUUAUACACCAUCAUUAUCACACAAAAUAUUACCGCAGCAUCAAGAUCAACUACUACCAUUACAUCAACAAUUACCGCAUCUUGCAUUAGCUACACCUCGAUUAGCUCGUCGACUAUGA
Molecule: messenger RNA, 399 nt
Organism: Rotaria sp. Silwood2
Lineage: Eukaryota; Metazoa; Rotifera; Eurotatoria; Philodinida; Philodinidae
Source: the annotation of a GenBank genome assembly